AUGGAUCAAUUUUUGGAAUACGUUGAUAAGCAUCAAAACGACUUUGUCGAGCGACUUCGCAAGGCCGUUGCCAUCCCUAGUGUAAGUGGUGAUCCUGCUCAUCGUCCUGACGUCUUCCGUAUGUCUGAAUUCUUGGUUGAAGAGCUCAAGGCUCUCGGUGCCUCUGUUGAAACUCGCGAUCUUGGUAAGCAAGACUGGCAUGGUCAACAAUUGGAUUUGCCUCCCAUUGUUUUGGCUACCGUUGGUAACAACCCUGAAAAGAAGACUAUCUUGGUCUAUGGUCACUAUGAUGUUCAACCCGCUCUUUUGGAAGACGGUUGGAGCACUGACCCUUUCGAAUUGGUUGAAGAUGAAAACAACCGUUUAAUUGGUCGUGGUUCCAGUGAUGAUAAGGGUCCUGUUCUUGGUUGGAUCAACGUUGUUGAAGCUCACAAGGCUCUUGGCCUUGAAUUGCCCGUCAACAUCAAGUUCUGUCUUGAAGGUAUGGAAGAAUCCGGCUCUGAAGGUUUGGAUGCUCUUAUCUUCGAUGAGGCUUCCAAGUACUUUAAGGAUGUUGAUGGUGUUUGUAUCUCUGACAACUACUGGCUUGGUACCACUAAGCCUUGUUUGACUUAUGGUCUUCGUGGUGUCUCUUACUUCCACAUGAAGGUGAAGGGUCCUCGUGCUGAUCUUCACUCUGGUGUCUUUGGUGGUACUGUCCACGAACCUAUGACUGAUCUCGUCGCUGUUAUGAGCAAGCUCGUUAACCCUGACGGUAAAAUUCUUGUUCCUGGUAUCUAUGAGCAAGUUCGUGCUUUAUCUCCUGAGGAGGAAAAGACUUACGAUGACUUGGCUUUCCAAAUGGAAGAACUCCAUGAUGCCGUCGGUAACAAGAUUAACAUUCACGAUACCAUCCGCAAGACUCUCCAAUGCCGUUGGAGAAACCCCUCUCUCUCUCUUCACGGUAUUGAGGGUGCCUUCUAUAGCCCUGGUGACAAGACUGUGAUUCCCGCCCAAGUUACCGGUAAAUUCUCUAUCCGUACUGUCCCUGACAUGGAUCCCAAGCAAGUCUCUGCCUUGGUUGUCAAGUUCUGUCAAGAGGAGUUUGCCAAGUUAGGAUCCAAGAAUACUUUGGAUGUUCACUGUACCCAUGAUGGUAACUACUGGCUCUCCAGUCCCAACCAUCCCAACUAUGUUGCUGCUGCUAAGGCUGUUGAAACUGUCUAUGGUGUCAAGCCUGAUUUGACCCGUGAAGGUGGAUCCAUUCCCGUCACCUUAUCAUUCCAAGAUGCUCUCAAGAAGAACGUCUUGUUAUUGCCAAUGGGUCGUGGUGAUGAUGGUGCUCACUCUAUCAAUGAAAAGUUGGAUAGAAGCAACUAUAUCAAGGGUACUCAAUUGUUGGGUGCUUAUUUGUACGAAGUCUCUGGAGUCAAAUUGUAA
This is a messenger RNA of Mucor velutinosus, 1419 nucleotides long. RefSeq lists its product as uncharacterized. The coding region runs from base 1 to 1419 and encodes 472 amino acids. The transcript has 7 exons. Lineage: Eukaryota; Fungi; Mucoromycota; Mucoromycetes; Mucorales; Mucoraceae. The record is from RefSeq and is a predicted model, not a curated record. Gene Ontology annotation, molecular function: metallodipeptidase activity. Gene Ontology annotation, biological process: proteolysis.